Penicillium argentinense is the source of this 1935-nucleotide messenger RNA. RefSeq names its product Rad21/Rec8 N terminal domain protein. The record is from RefSeq and is a predicted model, not a curated record. Gene Ontology annotation, cellular component: cohesin complex; synaptonemal complex. The transcript is spliced from 6 exons. Gene Ontology annotation, molecular function: protein binding; chromatin binding. NCBI's taxonomy places the organism in Eukaryota, Fungi, Ascomycota, Eurotiomycetes, Eurotiales, Aspergillaceae. Gene Ontology annotation, biological process: mitotic sister chromatid cohesion; synaptonemal complex assembly; replication-born double-strand break repair via sister chromatid exchange. Bases 1 to 1935 code for a protein of 644 amino acids.
AUGUUCUACAGUCACGAGAUCUUGACAUCGCCAAAACAUGGCGUCGCAACAGUAUGGCUUGCUGCGACCCUCGGUCCGAAAUCCGCGACCCGGAAAAUCAACCGAAAGGCCAUUCUCGAUGUCAAUGUUCCAGGCGCGUGCAGGGUUAUCAUUGACCCAGAAGCACCGAUGGCUUUGCGACUGCAGGGGAGCUUGCUGUACGGCGUCACGCGCGUGUAUAACCAACAAUGCGGAUACACACUCCUUGAGGCGCAGUCGAUGCACGAUAAGAUGGUUUCCAUGUUGAAGCUGUUACCUGGUGGUGGUAUCGAUCCUAGUGCAGGACGAGCAAGACCGAGCACCCUCAUCCUCCCCUACGAUCCAUCCUUCCUCCCCGAGACCGGUCUUCCAGGCCUCGAUCUCGACCUUUCGCUAUUCAAGAGAUUGACAAAUCUAGACUCGACGCAACAUUUCGGGCUAUGGAGUGAGCCCACUGCGGGCAGUCACUCCAGCCUCUCACAGACUGGCAAUAUCCACCUCGAGCUACCGCAGGAUGAUGGACUAGUUGGAGCCGGCCUUCAAAGACCUGACGAUGGGGUAUAUGGAUCUGCAGCGAAGCGCGGACUCUUUGGGCGUGCGCCGCUGGUACCACUCGAUCGACAGAACGAAGAGGGUAUUCUUCUCCAGCCGGAUUUCGAGUUCGACGAGCAUGGGAAUAUCGUUGAGUUCGAUGUUAGUCGGCUCUCGCCGCGGAAGAGGCGGCGCAUCAGUUCGAUGCCUCAGCUAGAGGAGACUCCUGGAAGUAUCCAGCUCCAGAACGAAAGACUAACAGACGUGAAGGCUAUGCAACUUGACCAAGGAGAAAUUCUGAUCCAGGACGAAGACACGAUGAACCUCGAUAUCGCACAUGGAAACGCGACUUCACAAACCAAGCAUCGAACUGAAACAGGCGUGCCAGACCCGACGGAAAUCCGUCGAGCACGUUCUUCCAAUCGCCCAGCACGGGAAAUCGUCCCGGACGAAAAAACCAGUCUCCGAAAUACCGAUCUCGCCAACUGGAAUCAAAACUAUCUAGCGAACAUGGCCCAAGCAAACAAGCAAAAGCAGCACAACAAGCUUCCCACCAUCGCAAAGAAAAACGCCGCAUUCUGGGUAUACGGCCAAGGUCUCGGAUCCGUGGGGAAGGGCCUAGGAGCACAACCCGAACCCCAUCCACUGGCAAUGUUCUCCGGCAUCAAGCUCUUCCAAUCCAUCGGCGGGGAAAUUAUCACCGAAGAACGCGAAGAAGCAGAGAACGAAACAACCAGGAGCCGAGCACGCGAAACAGAACAACCUCGCGACGUCGAAUUCGCCCGGCAAGCACCAUCCAGCAUCAUCGACGAACACUCCUCCCAAAUGCCAUGGAAUAUCUCCUCAAUCCACUCCGGCCAGCGCUACGGAAGCGUCGAAUCCCGAAUCGAAUCAAGUAGUCGCAUCGGCGGUCGCCGCGGCAGACUAACCAGCGCCAGUCCGCUCGUCUUGAAAAGCCGGCGCAGACAAGCAGGCGACAUCCCCGCAGACCAGGACCCGACUAUGACACUUGACGAAGAGCUCGAUAUAACCCGGUACCUGGAAGACGAGCUGGCCUACGACCGCGGGGAGGUGAGUUCGCUCUCGCGCGGACGCUCCGUCGAUCUGGAGCGUGUUACGGCUGGGCUGGACGCGGAUACGUUGAAUUUCUUCGAGUUUAUCCAGGAGGUUCUGACCGAAGAGGAGAUUCCGGGAAUUACUUUUGAGGAGCUCUUGCCUCCUGAAGAAACUAAGCAGGUCGUCGCCGUGCAAGCGUUUGUGAAUGUCCUUACCCUCGCUAACAAGGGUGCUCUCCGUGUCCGGCAAGCACCCUCCUCUGACGGCGGGUUCUCUGCCUGGCCAAGAUGGCAGUUUGGGGAUAUUUCGAUGCGGGUUGCGGGUGACUAG